AAAAUUCAUCUUGAUUUUUGCAUGCAAAUUGAACCAAAAAUAUCACCAUGAAGGGAGGUGGAGGAAGUGGUUUUUCCAAUCAGAAUAAUGCUGGCAAUCAUCAAGGAGAUGGAUACAACAGGGGUCAAAGCGGGCAAGCAGGGCAUCAUGGGAGCCAGGGAGGACAUCAUGGAAGUCUAGGAGGACAUCAUGGAAGUCUAGGAGGAAUCCAUGGAAAUGAAAGUGGACAUAAUGAGAUCCAAGGUGGACAUCAUGGAAGUCUAGGAGGACUCCAUGGAAAUGAAAGUGGACAUAAUGAGAUCCAAGGUGGACAUCAUGGAAGUAAUCCAUCCACGGAUCAUAUCCAUGGUAGGGGUCAUUCCUAUCCCACCUAUUCUUCCCACACCUUCAAUCCAGAAUCCGAUCCGGAUUUUUCAGAUGACGAUUUGGAAAUCGAUGGUGAACUUUAUCUAAAUCCUGGUGAGCCAUAUGGUGCAGAUAUGUUGCCAGUGGAUGACCCGUACAUUCACUUAGAAAAGGCCGAAGAGGCAAAUCGUGAGUGGUUGACAGGACCUUUGAGACCUCGUAAAACUAAUAUCAAGGUUCGCUUCUGGGAAGAGGGCAAUGAAUACUAUGAUAUUGAAGAGAAUGACAGUCCAUCCGUUUACAAUAUGGCAAGUGAACGAUCCUUAAAUGCUAGUAAACAACGGGAGAGACAAAACUCGCCGCUAAAUACUUCACAAGGAAGCUCGGAUAGGCGAGAAUCUCCUCAGAAAUGAUCAUUCACAAACA
Molecule: messenger RNA, 771 nt
Organism: Macrosteles quadrilineatus (aster leafhopper)
Lineage: Eukaryota; Metazoa; Arthropoda; Insecta; Hemiptera; Cicadellidae
Exons: 3
Coding region: 48-758 (236 amino acids)
Source: RefSeq, a predicted model, not a curated record